ACGGAUCUAUCGAGGUCUAUGCAAGGAGGGUCUGAUGCCGAUAUCGAGGUAUUUUGCACUCCUUGUUCUGACGAUGGACGCAAGACAGAAGUGACUAAAUAUUGCCCACAGUGUAAGGAAUAUCUAUGCACUGCAUGUACGCGAUGCCACACACGUUUCACAGCAACAAGAGACCACCAACUUACAGACCCAGUGAAACAUAAUGGUUCGGGAGUAAGGAACAGGACAAAUGCUAUUCCGAAUACCAGCUGCAGUUUGCACCCAGACAGAGAAAUUGAGAUGUUCUGUGGCUCGCACGAUAUGGUGUACUGUGCCUUAUGUAUUGCUAAAGAUCACAGAUUAUGUAAUAACGUAAGAGAGGUAACAGAAGCAGCAAGCUGUAGAACGUUAGCUCACAUAGGUAACGGAGACAAGAUCAGCCAUCUCAGAGACGAACUGGUGGUUGUUAAGGAAGAGAAAAUAAGGAAUAUGCAAACCCUAGGGGCAGAAAAAAACGAGCAUCUGGUGAAAGUUAAAACAACAAGUAGAAAGAUUAUUUCUCAUAUUGAGAAGCUUAGGGAUGAAGCGUUCACCUCCAUAGAACGUGAAAACGAGAAGACGGAGCAAGAACUGCAAGCCGACACCAUGACUAUCACUGAAGCAAUAGAAAAAUUGGAUAAGUCUAAAGAGCAGACCUAUUCUUUGGAUAACCUCCAUCAGACGCAAAAAUUUGUGCAGGAUAAGAUACAAAAGCAUCUGUUAGCAGAUAUUGAAAAGCUCAGUAUGAGCAUUAAGAAGAAGAAAGCAAUAGCGAAACAAUACACGGUGAAUGAGGAGCUGAUCGAACAGAUCAUGACAGCAGCGUUCCUGGCAACAAAUGAGGAAAGGAAACAAACAGAAAGAAGCCCGAGAAAAGAACCGUUAAAGAUUAAAUCAAAGAAAGAGGUUAACGUUAAGGAAAAAGAUGAUAAAAGGACCUGUAAGAUCAUCGGAAUAUGUCAGCUUCCCGAUGGCACUAUCAUAUUGGCUGACCAGAACAACAAGAAGCUAAAAAGGCUUGAUAAAGAUUACACGGUGAAAGAUCACUGCGACCUAGCCGGUGUGUUGUUAGGUGUUUGCUGUUCUGGUAAAUCAAAGGUAGCUGUUAAAGUCGGAAGUAAGGAUGGCAAAAUACAAUUUGUUCACGUAGGUGUCACUUUAUCGCAAACGAGGAGUUUUGAUAUUGAAAGUGGAUGGUUAAUUGGUAUUUCGUUCUUUGCGGAUACAUUUUGGGUUAGAACUGAAAACGGUAUAAGCAUAUACGACGUGAGUGGUGCAAAGGUAAUAUGUAUAGGCAAAAGUUUUUCAAAGGAAAUAUCAGAGUCGUCUAAAGAUAUAUUUCCUGCUUGUGCUGACACUAAAUCACUGUACAUGUCUGACAGGAAUAAUAGUGUUGCAAGUAUCAGUUGUUAUAGGACAGUGCAAAAGGUUUUUAGUGAUAAACGAAUGGAAGACGUGAGGACCGUUAGCUGCUUUUCAGAUGGAACACUAUUUAUGGCAGGAUUUGCCUCUCACAAUAUCAUAUUGUUCAGCAAUGAUGGUACAUGCCUCGGGGAAUUAAUCGGUGCGAAAGAUAACUUAUGGACAAUACAUGGGAUGUGUUUUGACAAAAAGCACAAACGUUUGCUUGUUGGUUUUCUCUGUGAUAAUUUGCAUGUAAUAGAAUUGGAUGACUGAAUUGGUUCCAGCGGCACUGUAAGACGAUUGUAAAGGUGAACUAUCGACUUAUAUUUAUCGAUAUAUUUACAAAUCAGAAAUGUAACACAUCAUCGUCAUUUCAUGAAAAGUUUUGUGUAUGUUUCGUGUUCUGUAAGGAUAAGAUUUUCACUAAAUGUUUUGAACAUUUUUAUCUGACCUGACCAAAGUUUUAACAUUUUGAAGAAUUUAGUUUGGAAUAAUGUUUUAUAUACAUAUUUAUAUUUGAUGAUGCAAGUAUGGUACAGUUAUAAAGUGCAGACCAAUUGCUUUUAUUUUACACAGCUGCUUUAGUGCAUGUAGCUCUUGUACUUAUUUCAGACUGCACGGGAAGUUUUAUUAAUGAACACUGCAAAGAAUGAAACAAAUUACUGCAUUUACUUUUGAAUGUCUUCCCAGACAUAAGGAAAUAUUUUAUCUUUUGUCUUUCUGUCUGUCUUAAAAGGUUGUUUGCCCAUCUUCUAUGAAACGACUGGUUGGAUUUCAACAAAUAUUUUCAGGAAGAUUCAGUACCAACGCUAGUGCAUGUUUUUGACUCGCAGUGACUCUUAAAUAUUAUCUUAAGAUACUUUUUUGGAUGUAAAAUGCCACUUAUAUUAUUAAUCAACAGUCAGUCA
Molecule: messenger RNA, 2330 nt
Organism: Mercenaria mercenaria
Lineage: Eukaryota; Metazoa; Mollusca; Bivalvia; Venerida; Veneridae
Exons: 2
Coding region: 19-1695 (558 amino acids)
Biological process (GO): positive regulation of DNA-templated transcription
Cellular component (GO): chromatin; nucleoplasm
Molecular function (GO): zinc ion binding; ubiquitin-protein transferase activity; protein binding
Source: RefSeq, a predicted model, not a curated record